GGCGGCUGAGGCGGCGGGCGAGCGGCGGGCGGGCGGCUCCUCAGGGCGGCGGCGGCGGCGGCUGCUGUCGCUGUCGCUGUCGCUGUCGCUGUGCAUGGCGGGCCUGGGCCGGUGAGGCGAGGCGAGGCGAGGCGAGGCGAGGCGAGGCCGCGACCCUCGGUCCCUGCGUCCGUCGUGCGCCCGUCCCUCCGGCCAUGGGCUCCCCGGCGACGGCGGCGGCGGCGGCCGACUCGGCGCAGUGGCUGUCGGUGAAGGAGGAGACCAUCUUCCUGCACGACGGGCUCAUCCGCGUCACCGACCUGGCCGAGCUGCCCGGGGAGGUGCUCGGCGCCGCCGACGCCGCCGACACCGACCUGGAGAUCUUAACAUUUGAAACCAAGAACCCGACGGAAUUAGCAGAACGUCUGCGGUCCGUGUGUGGCAACCAGAGCAACGCCUAUGCCCGCCUGCUGGAGUACCGCCUGAACGCUUUGCGAGGACUGUGGAAUGCCCAGCGCCAGCUGGCCUUGGAAGAACAGCAUGAGAGGGAGAGCUCGGGCGACGAAGAAACUUUGGCGCUGCUCAAGCGCCAGGGCUUGUUGCAGCAGCCCGAGCAAGCUCCCUUCACCUCCCGGAUGGGGCUCCUGCUCGUCUUCCCCCUCAUCCAGUCCCAGAGUCGAACAGACCCCACCCUCUGUAACAUAACUGCCGAGGUGCUACUCAGCUGCCUUCGAGACUGCCAGCCCCUGAGCUUGACCAAGGAGCCCUCGGACUGUCUCAAUGGAAUCGAAGCGCUGCUGUGCUCGUGGCUGGAGGAGACGUCGGACACGGGCCAGCACAUCCCGCAUAAGCAAAAAGAAAAUGCUGCUGCUGCCCUGGUGGCGUUGGCAUGUGCCAGGGGAUCGUUGAAAACUUUUGUCCACACUGUUCAUCUGUUGCAGAAACAGACUGAUUUAGGGUCUCUGCCUGUAGCCGAUAUACUCUAUAGGCUCUUGCUGUUGGAGGGGGGCCCUGGGUCCCCCUCCUGUUUGCUCGGUGGCAAACACAUAGUAUCAUGGGGGUAUGAAGACAUGUUGCCUGCACCAGAUAGCAACACUGGCUCCAGUUCUGAAAACAAAGAUGCUGACUUGGGACGCUGUCUCACAGCAGACGGUCUUUAUCUGUAUACUACUAACUCCGUUGGAAGAGGAGUAAGCAAAUUGGGGUCCGGAUUACAUGGUACUCUCAGAGGCUUUGUGUACUGUCGGAACGAGGAACUGGAGCCAGGCUGGGUGGCUUUCGGCAGCGGUUGUCUUCUGCACCGGCCUGUUUCUUUUGAUAAUAAACCUCACUCCCUUUUCCAGGUCAUUGACCAGAACACCCUUCAGGUGUGCCAGGUGGUGCCAAUGCCCGCCAAUCACCUCCCCGUGGGCAGUACCAUGAGCACAGUGCACCUUUCUUCUGAUGGCACCUAUUUCUACUGGAUCUGGUCUCCUGCCAGCUUGAACGAGAAGACCCCCAAGGGCCAUUCUGUCUUCAUGGACAUUUUUGAACUUGUGGUUGAAAAUGGUGUCUUUGUCGCCAGCCCACUUCAGGAACGCACGAUUCUUAUGAGAAAAGAGGGCGAGUCCGCAAAAAGCAUCAACGAGAUGCUUCUAAGCAGACUCUCACGGUACAGAGCCUCUCCGUCUGCCACGCUGGCUGCCCUCACAGGCUCUACCAUCUCAAACACCCUGAAGGAGGACCAAGCAGCGAAUACCAGCUGUGGGCUCCCUCUGAAGAUGCUCCGGAAGACACCCAUAUACACUUGUGGUACUUACUUGGUCAUGUUGGUCCCACCUCCUGGGGGCUCAGGCAGCUCUGCCACCCGUUCUCUUUUCGGCGGAACAAGUGGUUUGUCGUCUUUAAAAAUCCUAGCCUCAAGUUUGGUAUAUAAUAUUUCGGAUGGCCAGUUUACGAGUCGUGCAGAUCUCAUAGAUGCUGCUGGAAGCUCACUGGGGCGCGGUGCUCUUGUUCCUGGAUUAGGCGCCUGUUAUGAUACUGUGAACAACAUGCUGUGGACAUGUUCAAAUGACUAUAUCGAUCAGUGGUGUAAUCCUGGCAAUCAGGCUUUCCAUUAUGUCUGUCAGAGGCUUGGGGUCAGCCAUAUCAUCACUGAGCCAAAAGACGAGGCUAUAACCACAAAUGAGGUUAUAAACCAAUUAUUGCACCACGUUGGUGCGAUGUGCAUUCACCAACUCAAUCUUCUCGCCACGAACCCCAACCUUCCAAUCACAAGCGUGUUGGGCAAGCAGCACCCUAUUGAAGCACACCAUCUUAGCAGUAUUUGUGACAUCAUGGAGAAGGCCAUGGUGAAUGGAGAUACCUGUAUUAUACGCUGCAUUCUCGUCGUGUUUCAGGUGGUAUUUAAAUUUUUCUUCAGCCCUCAAACCGAAAGGAAUCGAGACAUCAUCCGGCGGUCAGGAUUGCUUCUUUGGCAGCUGUUGAUGGCUCCAAAAGAUCAAAUCUGCCAUGAAAUUCAGAAAGAAGUCUGCCUUGCCAUUAGCUCUGGUUUAAAUAUCUUGUACCCAGGUGAAACUGAAAUUAAUAACUUACUAAAGCUGGUUUUAACAGAAGGCGAGAGAAACAGCGGCCUUUCCCAGCUGAGAGACGUGAUCUUAACUAAUUUAGCUGAACAGCUUCAAAACAACCGGUUCGGCAGUGAGGACGACGAUCAUUACAGAUUGAAUGACGAACUUCUACACUAUAUUCUGAAGAUCGUUGUCAGAGAAUCGUGUAUCUUAAUCACUAAGUGCCAAACUGUCUCUAAGGAUGAUUUUCAAAAACUCCUUUCAACUGUGCCUGCCGCCUCUUCCUGCCUGCGCUAUCUGAUGGCAGUUCAGAACCACCUUCUCAGUAACACUAUUUUGAUUAAGCCCGACGAGAGCGAUGACAGUGACAACUCCCUGCAGGGAGAGACAUUGAAGGUACAGGAGCUAAAGGUCAGUAUUUUGGCUCUGGCCACCCAAAUCCUGACUGGAUGUGAUGAAGUGUUGGAAAUGCUACAGCAGGUCACAACUGCCCUUAUAAACAGUGACAUAGCUGAUCGUGAGCAGAGGUUGAAAGGCUUGGAACAAGUUACUAAAGCUACUAUGCUUGGUCACCUUCUUCCGGUUUUACUGACAUCCCUGAUGCAUCCCAACUUGCAGACUCUGAUCAUGGCUGAUGCCCUGAUGCCUCAGCUGGUGCAGUUGGUGCUCUACACCAGUCAGACGGCCUUGCUGCUUAAAACCCAGUGUCCGAUUUUUGCUGAUCUGGGCUGUUCUCCAUGUGGCACAGCCGACCAGAAGGGCAGGCUACUCCCUGACGAGAGAAUGCUGGAAGAGAAGGAAGAGCCAGGCUUUCUCACGGGGCUAAAGAUUCCUGCUCCCUGGGCUGCUGGGAAGACCGUGGAGACAGUUCAUCCAGUCAGAGACAACUAUAAAUUCAAGGAGACAGUCCACAUCCCCGGAGCGCGCUGCCUGUACCUUAGAUUCGAUAGCAGAUGCUCUUCGCAGUAUGACUACGACAAAUUGGUGAUAUACGCGGGGCCUAACACAAACAGUAGGAAGGUUGCUGAAUAUGGAGGCAAUACGCUGGGAUAUGGCAGCCGUAGUGUCUUAGGAACUGGUUGGCCGAAAGACUUGGUGAAGGUGGAAGGAGAUACAGUCACCUUCUCCUUUGAAAUGAGGAGUGGCCGUGAACACAACACUCCUGACAAAGCUAUGUGGGGCUUUGCUUGCACAGUUCGCGCUCAGGAGUCUUCGGAGGAUGUCUCGGGAGGCUUGCCCUUCCUGGUAGACCUGGCUCUAGGUCUGUCUGUGUUAGCUUGUUCCAUGUUAAGAAUCCUCUACAAUGGACCAGAAGUGACUAAAGAAGAAGAAGCCUGUCAGGAAUUAUUACGCUCCAAACUUUUACAAAGGUGCCAGUGGCAGGUGGAAGCCAACGGCGUGAUCUCCCCGGCCCUGACUCCCAGCCCAUCCCCACUGCCGCUGACCAUCGAGGAGGACCGGGAGUUCACCUACCCCUCCGAUGUCCUAGUGCCUCCCAUCGGGAACUACUUUGAUCUGCCCCGGAUCCGGCUUCCUCCAGGAAUCAUGAUAAAGCUCAGAGAAAUUUCUGGGCGAGCUAGACCUCAGUUUAGACCAAGUAUAAAAGAAGUAAUCCAGCCAGAUGUGAUGGAAGAGAUGGUGGUAUCAUGUGUUAUUAAGCACUUGAACUUGGUUGAUGCACUACAGUCCCUAAUAAACUUUCAGUAUCAGGAGGAACAUGCUGAGGAAUAUGAUUUAUUAUGUAAAAUUAUGGGAGAGACCUUUAAGAAGCUCAAUGCCAUGGAGAGACAGCUGCAGAGUGUUGCGGAAUUGGAACAGAAAUGGCAAAGUGAGGUUGAUGAGGCCAUGCAGGGGAAACUGGAGAACAACACGCCUUUCUUCUCAGAUUACCAUUUUAAUGAGAACAAAAUGAAAGAACUAGAACUUUUGUGUUCAAUGAAGGAAGUCUCCUUUGAUGGAAAUGAUCUUGAAAACAUGGUCCUAUCAUUGAGGGAGAAGUUCCUCCAGGAAGUGAAUUCUCUGACUCAGAAACCUUCACACCCACUGGGGAAAACGAAGACAUUAGUGAAGAGUUUAAUGAACCGAGCUGAGCUCUUGCUGCAUGUCACCAUCGCGGCCCAGUCUGGCCUUACCAGAAGCAUCUCCGGGACCCCAGCAGAAACGCCUGCGUGUAAAUCAGCUUCGGAAACUAAAGUGAUCUCCCAUGCUGUGCGGCAGCCUGUCUUUCUCCGCAGCAUGUCCGCUCCUUCCGACCUAGAAAUGAUUGGUAAUGAAGAUUUGGAAUUUACCAGAACCAACCAGAGGCGGCGCCACGUGACCAGCCACCGCAGCAGCUCCUUUACGCUUCUGCAGUCACUGGCCAUUGAGGACAGCAGAGACAAGCCCACGUACAGUGUCCUCCUGGGACAGCUGUUCGCCUUCAUCGGCACCAACCCUGACCAAGCUGUGUCCAGCAGCAGCUUCCUUCUGGCGGCCCAGACAAGGUGGCGGCGAGGAAACACCCGAAAGCAAGCACUGGUGCACAUGCGGGAGCUGCUAACGGCGGCCGUGAGGGUCGGGGGAGUGACACAUCUCGUGGGUCCAGUCACUAUGGUCCUUCAGGGAGGACCCAGAAUUGAAGAGCUGACUUGUGGUGGGAUGGUCGAGCAAGUCCAGGAAGCCUUCGGCGAGACCAUGACCUCUGUGGUGUCUUUGUGCGCUCGUUACCCUAUUGCCUGUGCGAAUAGCAUCGGACUUCUGUGCACCAUCCCAUACACCAGGAGUGAAGAAAAAUGCCUGGUACGAAGUGGCCUCGUUCAGCUCAUGGAUAGACUGUGUAGCUUGAGCAGCCAGACCGAGUCCAGCUCCAGUGAAAAGCAAACCAAGAAGCAGAAGGUGGCGACCAUGGCCUGGGCAGCCUUCCAGGUGCUUGCCAAUCGCUGCGUGGAGUGGGAAAAAGAAGAAGGUGGCUCCACCGAGGCCGUGCACUCGGGCCUGGCCCGCCAGGUGUCCAGCCUUCUCACUAACCACCUGGCCCGAGCCACCGAGUGCUGCGGCAACCAGGCGGCCGGGAACGAUGCCCUCCAGGAUGUGCUGAGUCUGCUCAACGACCUCUCCAGGAGUCACAUUGGAAAGGCCAUCCUGAGCCAGCCUGCUUGCGUGUCCAAACUGCUGUCCCUGCUGCUGGACCAGCGGCCAUCCCCGAAGCUGGUGCUCAUCAUCCUGCAGCUGUGCCGAGCCGCACUCCCACUGAUGAGUGUGGAGGACUGUGGGAAUGUGGAGCUGCCGCCCUGGAGCUACUCAGUCCCUUCCUUGAAUAGCGAGCCCGAGGAUCCCAGCGACCCCGCCUCCAAGAUUGCCUCGCUGCUCUUAGCUAAGCUGGCUGAUUACGUUGUCCCCGGAUGUCAGACAGUCCUUUCUCCCACCGCUUCUGAACCUGACACCACAUUGACCAAAUCCAGCCCCAAAAAUUCCUUAAAAGGAGAUAAAGAUCCCGGGGAAGAAAGUGAAGCGGUGGACGGCAAGCUCUCCAUCUUCAUUCACAAGCGGGAAGACCAGUCCUCCCACGAAGUUCUCCAACCACUGCUAAGUAGCUCAGAAGGACGGCCUUUCCGGUUAGGUACUGGUGCCAACAUGGAAAAAGUUGUGAAGAUGGAUCGUGACAUGACCAAGGGAGGCUGCUGUGAGGUGAUCACUGAAGAAGCCACAGCUGCUCUUCGGAAAGCAACCAAGUGGGCACAGUCAGGCCUCAUUGUCAGUGUUGGGCCGCCAGUGGAAUCAGUCAACCCAGAGACUGCAAGUGGCCUCUCUACUGGAGACAAGAAGAAAACUGCCCAAACCUCCAUUUGCCGAGAGAGAAACUCAGAACUUGCAAGGACCGACCCUGUGCGACCAUUCAUCAGCGGGCAUGUGGCAAACAGCAUGGCUGCAGAAGUGAUUGCCUUGCUCCACAGCUUGCUAAUGGCUCCUGAGUCAAAUGCUGCUCAAAUAUGGACCACCACCGCGGAAAAGGUUCUGUCUCGUGCCCUGAUGUACAUUCCACAGUUGGGGAAAUAUGCAGAAAGCAUUCUCGAGAAUGGGAGCAGCAGUGGUAGGAAGCUUGCCAAACUUCAGCGGAUUGCCCGCCAGGCUGUGGCUGCACUGUGUGCACUUGGAGGCUUCAAAGAGACCAUCAAGAUAGGGUCUGAGGUUCAGGUUCUGGGGAGAGGAAUCUCAGGAAGCAUCGGAGUCGUGGCGUCUAUCAAUGAACAGGAAGGUAUAGCUACAGUCAGAUUCCCACCCAUAGACUGUAGAAAGACUUCGCAAGCUUCAGACACAUUGACUAUUCCAUUGUCUAGACUUUGUGUUCCAAGAUCCGAGGCACUGCCUCUUCAUAAACUGUCCAUUACUGAGAAGGUAGUACAGGCAGUCCAGUCCAUGUUGCUCCCUCAGGAGGGAAGUCUCUCUAUUCAUACCUCACUUCCUGCAACAGGAGAUGGGUCAGCUCCUGUGAUGGCAGUUGUGCGGCUCCUGGCUGAGAUCAGAACAAGAGCAUGCCUGGUCAUGGCCCAACUUCUGGAAGACAGCCUGUUUUGUGAAGAAUUCAUACAGCAGUGCCCAGCAGCUAUCGAAGUCCUCAACCUCGUGGCCCAGGACUGCAGUGCUGGAGAGCGGCUGGCAGUCGUGGAGGUGCAGUGUGAACGGCUGAGGAUGCUGUACCGGGACUGUGCUCGCCCCCCACCACCACCUCUGCAGGCUGACCGGAGACAACCCAAAGAGAUCACUUGGAGCCCCUCCCGAGUGUUCCCGCCUGUCCGAGCCUGCAUGUUCUCGUCACACCUCACUUCUGUCACCUUCCUGGCAGACCCCAGUGCAGGGGGCGGUCUUCCCCGGGGCACGUUCAUCUACGCCACCUCACCACUGCCAGUGCAGGCUCCCUCCUUUUACUGGGAAAUCGAGAUUGUUUCCUAUGGAGAUACCGAUGAUGACACUGGACCCAUCGUUUCCUUUGGCUUUGCGACCGAAGCAGAGAAGCGGGAUGGAGCCUGGACUAAUCCAGUGGGCACUUGUCUUUUCCAUAACAAUGGCCGAGCUGUGCAUUACAAUGGCUCCAGUUUGUUGCAGUGGAAGAGCGUGCGAUUGGAUGUGACUCUCUCUCCUGGUGAUGUGGCGGGGAUUGGCUGGGAGAGAAGCGAGGGCACCCCACCUCCUCCAGGGCAGCCACCCAAAGGCCGGGUGUACUUCACAUAUUGUGGUCAGCGCCUUGCACCCUAUCUCGAAGAUGUCUCCGGUGGGAUGUGGCCAGUGGUUCACAUUCAGAAAAAGAACACCAAGACUCGGGCAAAUUUUGGUUCUCGCCCCUUUGCGUAUGCUGAAGGGCAGGCCCACCGCAAUGCUGCCGACCUGUGCACAGACCUGGCUGAGGAGAUAAGCGCUAACUUUGAGGCCUUGCCCUUUGCCAUGGCAUCUGACAGUGACAACGAUGCUGGCACCAGUAUUGCCUCAGACCCAGGCACUCAUGGACCCCCGUGCCGGAUUGCUGCCGUGGCCACCGCUCAGCAACAGUAUGACAGCGACACUUCCUGCCACUAUAAAGUGGAGCUCAGCUACGAGAACUUCAUCACCUCUGGGCCAGACCCCCACCCGCCUCCCAUUGCAGAUGACGAAAGCGAUGACGAUGACGAUGAUGACAUUCCACAGGAAGACCACUAUGCCCUGCUAGUGAAGGCAUGGGAAACCAAGGUCUUUCCGACCAUCCGAAGACGCUUCCGCAAUGAAGCUGAGCGCAAGUCCGGCCUAGACCAGAUAAAGGGCGCCUUACAGCUGGGCAUGGUGGACAUUGCACGACAGACGGUCGAAUUCCUCUAUGAAGAGAAUGGCGGAAUCCCGAGAGACCUUUAUCUCCCCACCAUUGAGGAUAUUAAAGAUGAAGCAAACAAGUUCACAAUUGACAAAGUUCGAAAAGGCCUCACCGUUGUGACCCGCUCUCCAGAUAGCAAUAAUGUGGCCAGCAGUACUGUUGGAACUGCUCUGCCCAAAUUUGCCAUCCGAGGAAUGCUGAAAACAUUUGGACUCCAUGGAGUUGUCUUAGAUGUGGAUUCAGUAAAUGAAUUGGUACAGGUAGAAACAUACCUUCGAAGCGAAGGUGUGCUGGUUCGAUACUGGUAUCCCAUUGAUAUGUUGGAAAGGCCUCCGGCAGGCUACCGAAGGACGGCCACCAAUGGCCUGGUCACGCUGGACAACACCAACCUUCAGAUUCACAGGGAGCUGCUACGAUGUGAGGCGGCGCUGGCCAGGCUCUACUGCCGAGUGGCCCUGCUCAACAUCUUCGCCCCCAAGCUGCCUCACCUGUUUACUCGCCUCUUCCACAUUCCUGCCAUCCGGGACAUUACCCUGGAACAUCUACAGCUGCUGUCCAACCAGCUUCUCGCUCCUCCCCUGCCAGAUGGUACCAUCAGCUCCAGCUCUAUCCUCCUGGCACAGUCUCUGCAGCAUUGCCCCCACUCCCAGAACUGCUCUGCCACCGACCUCUUCUACCAGGGCAGUUCCCAGACCCUGAGGGAAUGGCUCAAUGUGGCCAUCACACGGACGCUGCAUCAGGGCGAGGAGAGCCUGCUGGAGCUGACGAGGCAGAUCUGCUCCUUCCUGCAGACGGCGCCUGAGCAGUUUCCCUCUGAAGAGUUUCCUAUUUCUGAGUCCAAAGUCAACAUGGAUGUUAAUUUUCCCGGGGCAGCUUUUGUUGUUGUGUCCUGUAAAGAAAGUCAGUCUGGCUUCCGUAAAGACUCCUCUCUGUACAAGGCACCCUGGGCACGGGUACUUGUGUAUGGGCUUGGCCACAAGGUGAAGCGAAACGGGCAGCUGAACCUCAUCGAGGCCGUCUGUUACCCCAGGGAUGCUUCUCCGGCCAACACUGGGCUCACACCUCCCCCCACUGCCAACCAGUACCCCUCCGUCAUCCUCUCUGCAGACAAAGUCCACAUCAAGCUAGGGGUGUCCCCCCCUCCUGGUGCUGUGCUGGUGCUGCAUUCUCUGCCCCUGGAGUUCCCUCUUGCCAUGGCCUUUGCGGAGCAGCUGCUGUCAUGGAAAGCAGAGGAAGGUGAAGGGAAAUCUGAGGACGAACCUGACACUAUCCCUACAUCGGUCCUUCUACAAGUGGUGGAGCUGCUCGGAAACUUCCUGUGGACCACAGACAUGGCGGCCUGUGUGAAGGAACUAGUUUUCCACCUCCUGGCUGAACUACUGCGCACGGUGCAUGCCCUGGAGCAGCGAAAGCACCCUGUGGGCCUGUCCUCGUCCAUCGCCCUCCAGCUGAACCCCUGCCUGGCCAUGCUUAUGGCCCUGCAGUCUGAGCUGCACAAGCUGUAUGAUGAGGAGACACAGAGCUGGGUCUCGGGAAGUGCCGCCCCUGACCAGGGCAGGUUCUCUGUGUACUUCCACGCCCUCAUGGAGGGCUGCCUGGCAGUGGCCGAGGUCACCUUGCCCACCAACAUGAGUGUCUCGGCCAGUGGGGUGACGACGACCCCCACCCCCAACCUCAGCGACUCAUCUUCCUCCUCAUCCUCUUCCCCGGGACAGACGCCACAGAGCCCCAGCCUCCUGUCCAAAAGGAAAAAGGUCAAGAUGAAGCGGGAGAAGGCCUCGUCCUCGGGGAAGCGCCAGUCCUCCCGCUCUGCGGACUCCGAUCCCGCUGUGCUCAGCAUCGGGGGCAGCAAGCCCGAAGACAUGCUCUGGUUCCACCGAGCACUCACCUUGCUCAUCAUCCUUAGGCACCUCACCCGAAAGGACCCACAAGGGCUGGGCGUGACGAGCGACGCCAUUGCCGAUGCCUGCCAGGCCCUGGUCGGCCCCACGGCCCACAGCCGCUUGCUGGUCAUCUCCGGGAUCCCCACCCACCUGGAAGAGGGUGUUGUCAGGGGGGCCAUCCGCAAGGCCUGCAGUGCCCAUGGAGGGGUCUUUAAGGACGAGAUCUACAUUCCCUUACAGGACGAGGACCCCAAGAAGUCAAAAGACAAGGCGGAGAGCAGCGAUGGGAAAGGUGAGCCGGAGAAGGCCCUGGGCUUCCCUGCCUCGGACAGUUUGGAGGUCAGCACGUCCAGCAGCCUGGCCCCUGCCAUGAGCAUCAGCGCGUCUGCUUCCACAAGCCAGGCAUCUCUCUGUAGCUCGCAGGGCAUCUCGCAGACGGUCAGCGACCUCUCGGUGGAGCCGCUGCCCGCUGGCCUGGAGCUGCCCGUCCCUGCUGGGCUACUGGAGCCCCACGGAAUCUCCAGCCAGGAGAGUCUGGACAUUUCGCUAUGUAGUACCGGCAGCCUGGGGAGCCUGGGCAGUCUCGCGGAGCCACUGGACAACGCAGAGAUGGCCUCCGUUUCGGACAUGGGCUCCAUGUACACAGUCACGUCUCUGGACAACCAGCCCCUCACCACGCGCCCCAUCAAGGGCUUUGCAGUUGUGGAGAUACGGUCCCGAGCCAAAAUUGAGAAGAUCCGAGCAAGCCUCUUCAACAACAACGACUUAAUUGGCCUGUCAAGUUUGGACGGCGAAGAUGAGCUGAUGGAAAUGUCGACAGAGGAGAUCCUCACCGUGUCUGUGGUGAACCAGAGCUUGUUUGACACUCAGGGGAGCCCAGGGCUGGAAGACUAUUUCAAUGAUAAGUCCAUUAAAGGAGAGAAGCUGGUGCCCGGGGCCAGAGAAGUGCUGACAGAGAUAUUUAAGAGCUGUGCCCACUCGGAGCAGACGCUGAGCCUGACGCCAGCGAAGCCCAUCAAAGUCUCAGACAUUUACCUGAGCAAAGAGCAGAUCAACUCUCAGACGCCAGGCAACCUCCUCCACCUCUUCUUCACCAACGUCCGGCCUCCCAAGAAGGUGCUGGAGGACCAGCUGACACAGAUCCUGAGGAAGUACGGCGUGCCGAAGCCCAAGUUCGACAAGAGCAAGUACAGCAAGGCGGGGAAGGAGCAGCAUGCUGUGAAGGUGGUGAGCACCAAACGGCCCAUCACCAAGCCGCCCGCCAAGGACAAGGCCGUGCUCAGCACUGUCAGCAGGACAGCCUUGAGUGAGAAGAAGCCCACUGUGAAGCCCAAGUCCCCAGAAAAGAGCAAGCCAGAUGAGAAGGACCCAGAAAAGUCACCCACCAAAAAACAAGAAGUCCCUGAGGAGAAGUACCUGACCCUGGAGGGGUUUCACAAGUUUGUCGUCGACCGUGCCAAGCAGGACAUCCGCAGCGUCUGGAGAGCAAUUCUCUCCUGCGGUUACGAUCUUCAUUUCGAGAGGUGUGCCUGCAUUGACGUGCGCCAUGCCCACAAGGCCUCCAGGAAGUGGAGCCUAGAAAUGGAUGUGGCAUUGGUGCAGUACAUCAACCGGCUGUGCCGCCACCUGGCCAUCACCCCAGCUCGGCUCCACCCCCACGAGGUGUACCUGGACCCUGCUGAUGCCUCCGACCCCAGGGUGGCCUGUCUGCUGAACGUGCCUAUCGAGAGCCUGCGACUGCGCUUUGCCCUGCUCCAGUCCCUCAAUACCACCCUGGAGACCUUCUUCCUGCCGCUGGUGGAGCUGCGCCAGACGCCCAUGUACACACACAGCAUUGCGGCCCUGCUGAAGGAGGCGAAAGGGCUGAUCUUUUAUGACACGAAGGUGGCCGUCAUGAACCGGGUGCUAAAUGCCACCGUGCAGAGGACAGCCGACCACGCCGCCCCUGAGAUCACUCUGGACCCUCUGGAGAUUGUGGGAGGGGAGAUCAGAGCAUCCGAAAACUCCUACUUCUGUCAGGCUGCCCGGCAGCUGGCGUCCGUGCCAUCCUCUCAACUCUGUGUCAAGCUGGCUAGUGGCGGCGACCCCACAUAUGCCUUCAACAUCCGCUUCACGGGCGAGGAGGUGCACGGCACCAGUGGGUCCUUCCGCCACUUCCUGUGGCAGGUGUGCAAAGAGCUACAGAGCUCCUCGCUGUCGCUUCUCUUACUGUGCCCCAGCUCCGCUGUCAACAAGAACAAGGGCAAAUACCUCCUGACCCCGAGCCCCAUCACCUAUGGGGAGGAGCAGCUGCUGCACUUCCUGGGGCAGCUGCUGGGCAUUGCCAUCCGUGCAGACGUGCCGCUGCCCCUAGACCUGCUGCCCUCCUUCUGGAAGACGCUAGUGGGUGAGGCCCUGGACCCUGAGCAGGACCUGCAGGAAGCUGACAUUCUCACCUACAAUUACGUCAAGAAAUUCGAGAGUAUCAGCGACGAGUGCGAGCUGGAGGCGCUGUGCGCUGAGAUCGCGUCCCAGCACCUGGCCUCCGAGAGCCCCGAUGGCCCCAGCCGGCCGAGCUGCAGGUUCACCUACCCUACGAUGACCGGCCAUGAGGUGGAGCUGUGCAGCCGAGGCCGCCACAUCCCCGUGGCCUGGGAGAACAAGGACAUCUACGCGGCGGCCAUCAGGAGCCUGCGGCUGCGGGAGCUCCAGAACACCGAGUGCGUGUCGGCAGUGCGCGCCGGCCUGGGCGCCAUCAUCCCGCUGCAGCUCCUCACCGCGCUGAGCCCGCGAGAGCUGGAACUGCGAACCUGUGGCCUCCCGUCCAUCGACCUCGAGUUCCUCAAGGCCCACACCAUGUACCAGGUGGGACUGAUGGAGACAGACCAGCACAUCGAGUUCUUCUGGGGCGCCCUGGAGAUGUUCACCCAGGAGGAACUGUGCAAGUUCAUCAAGUUUGCCUGCAAUCAGGAGCGCAUCCCCUUCACCUGCCCCUGCAAAGAUGGGGGCCCCGACACUGCCCACGUGCCCCCGUAUCCCAUGAAGAUCGCACCCCCAGAUGGCACAGCAGGCUCCCCGGACUCCCGCUACAUCCGUGUGGAAACCUGCAUGUUCAUGGUCAAGCUCCCCCAGUACUCAUCCCUGGAGAUCAUGCUGGAGAAACUGAGGUCCGCCAUCCACUACCGGGAAGACCCCCUGAGUGGCUGAGGGAGGCCCGAGUCAAGCUGUCACCAAGGCACCAUGCCGCUGGCUAGAGAACCGUGCCACCACCACAGGGUCCUGUGAAGAGUUGGAGUU
This is a messenger RNA of Suncus etruscus (white-toothed pygmy shrew), 13505 nucleotides long. It is a transcript of the gene HECTD4, whose product is annotated as HECT domain E3 ubiquitin protein ligase 4. NCBI's taxonomy places the organism in Eukaryota, Metazoa, Chordata, Mammalia, Eulipotyphla, Soricidae. Gene Ontology annotation, molecular function: ubiquitin-protein transferase activity. The coding region runs from base 195 to 13415 and encodes 4406 amino acids. The record is from RefSeq and is a predicted model, not a curated record. The transcript has 76 exons.